Messenger RNA from Musca domestica (house fly), 5831 nucleotides. Its product is annotated as GPI inositol-deacylase-like. Gene Ontology annotation, cellular component: endoplasmic reticulum. The coding region runs from base 157 to 3273 and encodes 1038 amino acids. NCBI's taxonomy places the organism in Eukaryota, Metazoa, Arthropoda, Insecta, Diptera, Muscidae. Gene Ontology annotation, molecular function: phosphatidylinositol deacylase activity. The transcript has 25 exons. The record is from RefSeq and is a predicted model, not a curated record. Gene Ontology annotation, biological process: endoplasmic reticulum to Golgi vesicle-mediated transport; GPI anchor metabolic process.
AAACGAAGCAAUAUGGGUGUCAUUGUGAAACUUGAUGUCCUGGUUCCGAUAUAUUCCAUUUUCUUAAUGAAGUCGUUGCCUUUACAAAAUCUUUGAAAAAUCUAUGAAAAUUUUAGAAUUUGGAGGAGUCUCUUCUCAGGGUCCCGAGAGCUGUAUAUGGUAAAUUUUAAUCCGCAAGGGACUUUAAACGAGGCUAACAAAAUGCUGAACCACAGGACUAACAAAACUAUUGCCAAGGAAAUCAAAAGACCUACCAAGACACAUACUACAAAUAAAAUGUUUAGAAAUGCAACAGUAUUACUAAUAUUGGCGUCAUUUCUUUGUUUUCUUUAUGGAAUAAAAAAUCUAUUUUUGGAAGUUGAGGAAAAUGCUUGUCGCAUGACAUAUAUGUUUGGUGUUCCCCAAUUUUCUAAAGUAAAUAUUAAGGAUAAUUCAGAGUUCCCGCACUAUGGCCUGUUUUACUAUUACGAAGGAAGAAUACUUCAAGAUGUAAAUAGGAUGAAAUUGAAAGGCGCGCCCGUCAUUUUUGUUCCUGGAAAUGCAGGCUCUUACAAACAGGUUCGUUCAUUGGCUUCGGUAGCGUUGCGUAAAGGAAUGGAUAAUGAUCGCGGCAUACAUAUGGACUAUUUUACAGUAAAUUUUGAGGAACAGCUUUCGGCUUUAUACGGAGGAUAUUUAGAGAAUCAAAAACUUUUCUUGCGAAUUGCUAUUUUAGCAGUCAGAACAUUAUACAAAGAGGCGAACAAUGUGGACAAAUCUAUAAUACUUGUGGGUCAUUCGAUGGGUGGUAAAGUGGCUCAAGCUGUAAUACAAGACCCCGCAAUUGCCAAAUAUAUCAACACCAUAAUAUUCAUAUCAUCGCCAAUAGACAAGCCAGUUGUAAAUUUCGAUCCCAAAAUUAAUGAGUUUUAUUCGAAUACUGAUGGAUAUUUCCAUAACAAACGAACUACACAUCUGCCAAACCGACAAACAAAUGUAUGCUUAAAUUAUCAGGAUAAAAUACCGCACCAGGGAAAUGAGUCGAAAAUAUUAGAUAACAUUCUUAUGAUUUCUAUGGGCGGAGGCAAUCGCGAUCUGUUGGUACGUGAUGGUUUAACUACUUCUCAGUACAAUGAUAUUCACGCAAUGACUUCAUCGAUACCUAAAGUUUGGUUGAGCUGUGACCAUUUGUCUGCUGUAUGGUGUUUGCAAUUGGUAUUGGUGAUUAACCGCUUCAUUUUCGGGAUAUCUGUCAUUGAUGAAAACAAAAAUGUGUUCUUUUCUCCCGAUAAAUACUAUCGCACUCAAACAGCUAUAAAUUACUUUGUGAAACCCUUAAAUAAGCCUAAAUCUAAUGAAGUAUAUUUCCCCAAAUUAAAUUCUGGCUCAAGUUGGCAGGAAGAUUCUAAAAUUGCUUUUCGAAAAGUGUUUAAAAAUGGAUUACGUGCUGAUUAUAAUCACUUAUUACCAACAGCGAAAUACAAGGAAUUGAAGAAAAUCUACAUUGAAAUUGAUAGCUACGAAGAUUUCGAAAAUGAUUGGGUUUUCGGCUGUACAGCACAUAGAACUGAGGCCAGUGGAUUGUACUGUCAGAAGGGAACUUCGCUUUCACAUUUUGUUCAAACCAUACCCUCUCAUGAUAACUAUCGAUACAUGGUACUACUCGAUAUCCACCGCAUGCUAAAGUACUAUCCAGAUUGGACACAUAUCCUCGUUCGGCUAAAACCCACCAACAAGCCGACUUCACUAAAAAUCGAUGCUUAUAGUGUAGAAGAUCGGAAAUACAAAAUAAAAGCUCCCAAGUUUUCCCUACCAAAGCUAAAAACACUCGUUAAUGAAACAGUCAUGGGAACAAUACACACCGGAGUUCUUAUUGAAGGAUUGGACGAGCCAUUUCCCACUGUACAAUUUGAUAUUGAACCUGUAGAAUGUGGAGAUGAUGAGUUUGGAGUAACUGCAAAAAUAUGCAUUCCUUGGGCUCGUGGCUUCAAUAGGCAUAUUCAUCUAACACAUGAUACAAAAGUAAAAACAAUAUAUGUGAAUGUGCCAUUUUCUACGCCAAGUGGUUAUAACACAACUCAAAAUCCAGUAACUUUAGAUUUAUUUUUAAAUCCAAGUUGCCGUUACAAAAUAAGUUACCAAUUUUCUAUUGCUGGAACUUUCUCCAAGAUUGUACAGGAGUUCUAUCAUUGGUUGCCGGCGCAUUUAACUGCAGUACUAUUUUUAGUUCUUCGGAAUCAAAUCGUGUCAUUUCAAAACUCCGAAGAUGCAUUGUUUGUGAAGCCCUAUGCCGGGUUUUUUCAGAGUAAAUCGCUUUACAUUGUAACAGGGUGCCGACUUUUAAAGAAACUCUUACUAAAUUUGAAAUUUCUUCCAAUAUCUCCUGAUACUUCGAACUACAGUUUCUAUGUUUCUAUAAUUAUACACGGAACUGCAAUUGUGCUAUCCAUCGUUUCAGUUUUUUCAAUAUGGACGAUCUUGACAUUUCAUGGUAACAUUCUUCACAAAAUUGCACUUAAAUUGACAAGACUAUCAACGGCUUCGUCGGAAAUUUUAAUGAAAGUUGUUACCACUUUACCCUUAUCCUUUGGAGUACUGUUUAUAUCGAUAUCAGUAGGCACAUGUAGUGGAAUUGGAUUAACACUGGCAACAAUAUUUUACUUUUUAGUGAUUUCUAAUGCGUACAAAGAUUACCUGGAGAAUUGGGCAUGGGAUAAAGCAAAGGGGAUAUUUAAAAGAAUUCGUCAAAAAAUUAGAUCAACCUCAAAAAAUAAAGGGACAGUUGCCCUGUCACAAAGGGAAAUAAUUGCUGUUGAUGGAAACCCUGGACAAGAAUUGAUUCCAAAUAACGAGAAUGGGGACACCAAUGAACUUGACGACUCCAAUGAAGUGGCCAAUGAGGAGAAAUGUUCUUAUUUUGAAGGAUUAGAAAAUGUUGCCUUUCACAUUACAAUGCUUAUGUUACUCGGCAUAAUGUCCGCACUUAAUUUCGGUCUUAGUGUAGCAUGGAUAAAAGCUAAGUACCAAGGUCACAUACACGAACAUCUUCCGGAUCCAUUUAUUAUACCCACAAUAAUAACUCUAACAUGCCUCAGCGUGCUGUUACAAUUGGGAGCUCCUCGCAAAUCAUCUGGAUACCAUUAUGUAGCGAUUAUACUAUACUUAUGUGUUUGCGGGUGUAUUUUGUUUUGCCAGGAGAUAGUUUAUCGUUUGAGUUAUUUGAUAACCUUCGUCUAUGUAUGCGUAGCACUGCAAGAGGUUUGUUAUAACUUUUACACACUUAUGCAUAAAUAAUAAAAAUGUUUGUUAUAAUUUUUUCUAUGUCUUUUAUUUUUUUAGUAUUUUUGAUUGAUCUAGCAGUGGGUAGGUCUUUAAAUUACGGAACCCAUAUCAGAAAAGUUUAGUAAUCAUUGUACCUUUUAUUUCUUUCCAAAUGUGCAGGUUAAAACUGUGUAGUCGAUAAAGAUCAAAUAGCACACAUUGGUACUACGGUUUACAAUAUUACAAUUUUGUAUUUUAUACAUAAAUAUUUAAUACAAAAUUGUUUAUGAUUCAACAGAAGAUACACUUGUUUGUGCAAGUUGGUCCAAGAAGAAGAGCAUCAUAUUAAAAACUGGGGGGUUACUAUGUAACUCGAUUCGAAAGUAAAAUAUUUCGGAUGCGAUUUUUUUAAAAACUAACUCAAAUUCGCAAACCCAUUUCCUACUUCCGGACUGUCAUAUCCGAGUAUAGGAUACUCAUACUCUACUUUAGGAUUUGAAUCACUAUGUACUUCGAAUUUAGAAGUAAAAGUCGUUCAAUAGUUUACAUUUCUACUCGUUUGAUAUUUAGCUAACGAAUAUGAAUAAAAAACGGGAAAGUUGUUGAAAUUCAAACAACUGAAUAAAACACUGAAAAUUGAAAUGAAAAACUUUCGAGGGUAUUGAACCAUUAGCUAAAGUGUAUUCUAUAAAUAAUAAAGUGGUUUGAACCGUUAUAUGGGGGCAAUGCCAAAACAAAAACCCAUAUAGGUUUGUUGUUUUGUGAGUUUUAAAUACCAUGUGUGUAACAAUUAUGUGGAAAAUAUGGCUUAUAUAAUCGAAAUGCCGAAUAUCGGUGGGUAUCGUUAUAUAGAAACCAUGGACCAGUAUGGACAAUGUUCUAAUACCGAACGUUCAAAUUCCGAAUUUUAAAUAAAUCCGAUGGAAAAUGUGGCCUAAAUCGGUAAGCUAACGACGAAAAUUAAGUACUUGUUAGGUCCCCGACAGAAAAAAUGUGGUUGAAUGUUAUUUCAUGUUUGCUGGAACAUUUUGUAUUUAAAUGUAGAAUAUACCUAUGGUGUUGAUAUGUUUGUAAUUUUUGAAUCAUACUUUAAAGGAUUGGACGAGCCAUUUCCCACUGUACAAUUUGAUAUUGAACCUGUAGAAUGUGGAGAUGAUGAGUUUGGAGUAACUGCAAAAAUAUGCAUUCCUUGGGCUCGUGGCUUCAAUAGGCAUAUUCAUCUAACACAUGAUACAAAAGUAAAAACAAUAUAUGUGAAUGUGCCAUUUUCUACGCCAAGUGGUUAUAACACAACUCAAAAUCCAGUAACUUUAGAUUUAUUUUUAAAUCCAAGUUGCCGUUACAAAAUAAGUUACCAAUUUUCUAUUGCUGGAACUUUCUCCAAGAUUGUACAGGAGUUCUAUCAUUGGUUGCCGGCGCAUUUAACUGCAGUACUAUUUUUAGUUCUUCGGAAUCAAAUCGUGUCAUUUCAAAACUCCGAAGAUGCAUUGUUUGUGAAGCCCUAUGCCGGGUUUUUUCAGAGUAAAUCGCUUUACAUUGUAACAGGGUGCCGACUUUUAAAGAAACUCUUACUAAAUUUGAAAUUUCUUCCAAUAUCUCCUGAUACUUCGAACUACAGUUUCUAUGUUUCUAUAAUUAUACACGGAACUGCAAUUGUGCUAUCCAUCGUUUCAGUUUUUUCAAUAUGGACGAUCUUGACAUUUCAUGGUAACAUUCUUCACAAAAUUGCACUUAAAUUGACAAGACUAUCAACGGCUUCGUCGGAAAUUUUAAUGAAAGUUGUUACCACUUUACCCUUAUCCUUUGGAGUACUGUUUAUAUCGAUAUCAGUAGGCACAUGUAGUGGAAUUGGAUUAACACUGGCAACAAUAUUUUACUUUUUAGUGAUUUCUAAUGCGUACAAAGAUUACCUGGAGAAUUGGGCAUGGGAUAAAGCAAAGGGGAUAUUUAAAAGAAUUCGUCAAAAAAUUAGAUCAACCUCAAAAAAUAAAGGGACAGUUGCCCUGUCACAAAGGGAAAUAAUUGCUGUUGAUGGAAACCCUGGACAAGAAUUGAUUCCAAAUAACGAGAAUGGGGACACCAAUGAACUUGACGACUCCAAUGAAGUGGCCAAUGAGGAGAAAUGUUCUUAUUUUGAAGGAUUAGAAAAUUUUGCCUUUCACAUUACAAUGCUUAUGUUACUCGGCAUAAUGUCCGCACUUAAUUUCGGUCUUAGUGUAGCAUGGAUAAAAGCUAAGUACCAAGGUCACAUACACGAACAUCUUCCGGAUCCAUUUAUUAUACCCACAAUAAUAACUCUAACAUGCCUCAGCGUGCUGUUACAAUUGGGAGCUCCUCGCAAAUCAUCUGGAUACCAUUAUGUAGCGAUUAUACUAUACUUAUGUGUUUGCGGGUGUAUUUUGUUUUGCCAGGAGAUAGUUUAUCGUUUGAGUUAUUUGAUAACCUUCGUCUAUGUAUGCGUAGCACUGCAAUAGGUUUGUUAUAACUUUUACACACUUAUAUUGGACCGCCGCCGUUAGUAUUACUUUUUGCCAAUCUUAGUUGUUGUUAUUAUAUUAUGCAUAAAUAAUAAAAAUGUUUGUUAUAAUUUU